Molecule: messenger RNA, 3642 nt
Organism: Pimephales promelas (fathead minnow)
Lineage: Eukaryota; Metazoa; Chordata; Actinopteri; Cypriniformes; Leuciscidae
Gene: lmbr1l
Product: limb development membrane protein 1-like
Biological process (GO): signal transduction; receptor-mediated endocytosis
Cellular component (GO): plasma membrane
Molecular function (GO): transmembrane signaling receptor activity
Source: RefSeq, a predicted model, not a curated record
CUGGAAAGAGUCAUUUGAGGAGCAUCUGUGAACACGCUGACUCGAUGAGUUUAGUGUGUUGUUCGCUGGUGAAUAAUCAUUUAAGAAGCUUCUAUCCACCUCAGUGAAGUAAAUCAGGAGUAGUUCGCUGACUUAGUGACUAUAUAGCAGCAACUGGAAUACGUUUAGAGGUUGAAAGCGUUCGUUCGAGACUUGAGACAAGUUUCCACGCAAGCUAUUAUCUUCACGGAGACUCAAAUGCUUUGCAAAUUAUAACCGAGCACACGCCAAGACAUGGUUUCAAAGCAUGGAAACAGAAGACGUGACGGUUAGAGAGCAACUAUUUCACGACCGAGUCCGAGAAACCAUUAUUUGCGUGCUGCUUUUCAUUUGCCUGUACAUCUUGUCACACUUCAUUCUCACUCACUUCAAGAAGAAUGCAGAGUUUGUCGCCGAUGACAUUGAGGAUGCCACUGUCAACAAAAUUGCGCUGUGGCUGUGUACGUUCACACUCUCAGUGGCCGUGUGUGCUGUGCUGCUUCUGCCUAUCUCUAUCCUGUCCAAUGAGGUUCUGCUCACAUUCCCGCACAGCUACUACAUGCAGUGGCUCAAUGGCUCGCUCAUCCACGGCUUGUGGAACCUUGUCUUUUUAUUCUCAAACCUCUCUCUGGUCUUCCUAAUGCCAUUCGCCUACUUCUUUACUGAAUCAGAAGGAUUUGCUGGGUCCAAAAAGGGUGUUAUGGCACGGGUGUACGAGACUGCAGUGAUGCUGCUUCUCCUUAGUCUGUUGGUGCUGGGCAUUGUGUGGGUGGCAUCAGCUCUUCUCCAUCACAGCUCCGCCCGUGAGAGUCUUUACGAUCUGUGGGAAUAUUACCUGCCCUAUCUCUAUUCUGGAAUCUCACUUUUUGGAGUUCUGCUGCUUUUGUUGUGCACACCCUUGGGGCUUUCACGUAUGUUUAGCGUCACUGGGAGCUUAUUGGUCAAACCUCGGUUGUUGGAGAACUUGGAAGAAGCAAUGAACUGUACACAUUUUGAAGAGGCCUCUCUGUCCAGGAAGUUGAAAUGUAACACCUCCUGUUGGAUCAGUGCAAACAUAAAGGCCAUCAACAAGGAAUAUUUGAGUGUGAAGUCCAAACGUAUUGCUCUAGAGAUGAGGAAGAGAGUAUCUCCAUGGCAACGCAACCUGGGAUACCCAGUGGCCAUGCUGCUACUUUUAGCUUUGACUGCGGUGUGUGUGCUGAUGGUCUGUUUCCAUGUGCUGGAACUGCUCUUUGAUGAAUCCGCUAUGCCUAGAGGGAUGGAGGACCCUCACUUGGGGCUUGCCUCGUUCUCAAUGUUCGGUUCUCUGGGAGCUGCAGUGCAGGUGGUCAUCAUCCUGUAUCUCAUGGUCUCCUCUGUCGUUGGCUUCUACAGCUCUCCGCUGUUCACUGGUUUGCUGCCACGUGCACAGGACACUACCCUCACACAGAUUAUAGGGAACUGUGUUUCUCUUUUAAUACUCAGUUCAGCCCUGCCUGUUUUCUCCCGCACAUUGGGAAUUACAAGGUUUGAUCUGCUUGGAGACUUUGGACGGUUUAACUGGCUCGGCAGUUUCCACAUUGUUUUCCUGUACAAUAUGCUUUUUGCUGGACUCACAUCCGCCUGCCUCAUCAACACAGUCACAUGGGCCUUGCAACGAGAACUCAUCCGUGCCUUUGGUCUCCACAGACUGCCUCUGACUGUGUCUCGAUCAACCAUCCCUCUCAAACUCCUUCUGGCCAAUGGGCUCUCAAAGAUUCAUUGAAGAGCGAUUAGCCUUUUCAUAUAUCAUUGGCUAUUGAAGCCCAUUACCUUCUGGAGAUGGUUCUGGAUCCCAUUCUGUGGCUUUCUCCUAUUGGACCAGGGCUAUUUUGCGUCCAUUUAUAGAUGGUCACCAAAUCUGUUUACAAAGGUUGCCUGAACGAUAAAUAUCGACUGAUGGAAUUUCCGGAGUGGAUUUCUGCAACCAGUUUUAUGGGUUUACUUCAGUAAUAUAAAUAUAUAUAACUGCAUUUAAAAGGGAUGUCAAAUCACUGAACGCCUUGAACUAAUGCCUUAUGAAAAAUGAACAAUGGCUUUAGAGGACUUUGACAUGCAUCCAGAAAUGCUAUUUCAGAGGAUGACAUCACAGCCAUAACCACGUUUCCUUUUCCUGGUGGUGGAAUGAGAGUGUUGAGUUCUGUCCUGGUUGGGGCCCCCCACGCUUUCCCCUUGUAUAUCACUAUUUUUAGUGUCAUCCAAUGAUUCCAAUCCCUGUUGUAUUGUGGGUCCUUAUAGCAGGAAGUCCAUUAUGAUGGGGUUUGUCUGCUUCUCACUAAAGUGAAGAACCUGUGAAAAGGGAUGAAAGUGGAGCAAGUGAUACUGAUCUUGGAGAUUUAUGUUUGGUGUGAGAAAACGCAGGCUUGAAAAAGACACUUUUGGAGAGUUUAGGUUUUAAAAUGUUAAAUUCAGACUAUGUUUGCCAUUGAUUUCAAGCUUUAGGCCAAGAAUACUGUGAAUGUUUAGGGUUUUUGUUAUUUCAUAUGUGAAACUUUAAUGUGCAAUAUUAUAUUCUGAAAUGUUAACACAGAAUUAUGCAAAUGUAACUACUGCUUUCCAGAAACUUGUGCAGAUGACCAAAAUAAGGUAUUUGCUUUAAAAACACCUAAAUUGGGCAAUAAGGUCACAGUUUGGUUAGUUCAUGCAUUUUGGGUUAAAUUGUGUGGCGAGACAAUCAACGCACAUGGCCGUUUCCUGUUUCAUGGACAUAACAAGAAUGUGAUUGAUAAAUGUGGACUUUUUGAUUCGAUAAUCACUAUUUUUAUAGAGUCUGGUAUUUAUGUAGUACACAUUUUAUUUGCUGAUUAUAUUGUUGUUUAUUCUUUUGUAUGAUUGUAUUAUUUAUGGAUUUGUUUCUAUAUCAGCAUCAUUUUAAACUAAUUUCAUUUCAUGUCAAACAUUUUGUUUGUCCCCAUAGGGCAAUUUACGAGGUAGCAUACCAUAACAAAAUAUACAUUGGAAGCGUCAUGUCCUUCAACUGAUGGCCAGUAGGGGACAGGGUACCACAAAUCCAUUAUAACAAAAUUUAUAUAGACUUCUAUUUUAAUGACAUGAUAGUUGCAUAAAUCAGAUUUUUUUAAAUAUAGCAACAUGACUGAAUUAUAUUCUAAGUCAAGUAUGGAUGUAAAUCAUUGCUUAAAUGGAUAGUUCACUCAAAAAUAAUAAUCUUUUAUUCAUGUGCUAAACCUGUAUGGUUUCUUUCUUUGAGACACAAAGAAUGUUUAAGACUCAAUUCCAUUCCAUUCAUUGUUCCAUUCAUGCAGUUUGAAACCUUACAUUUUUGGAGUGAAUUAUCCUUUUAAGUGUUUUUCCACACUCACAAAAAGUAUUUUUACAGCUCAAAACAACUGGAUUCAAGAGUGGCUGGAUGUCAGACUGUCUGUCUUGCACUGAUAGAUCAUAUAUGGGUGUCUUUUUUUUACUUCAAUAUUAAUGGAAGACAAAAAGAAAAUACAGUGAGGAUUAAUAAUUGGAAAAAAAAAAUGUUGACCAUUUAAUUUCUUUCAAUAAUUCCAGCUGUGUCCUUAAAGCAUAAUAAGGGACUGUGACAAACAAUUUUUACACAGGAAAAGAGUACAAUAAAUGUGUUUACACCUGUUUUUUCAA